GACCCAGACCCAGACAGUGACCAGCAGCUCCUCUUUCACAGCUCUCCUGUAGCUGAGAGCCAGUAUCAGAGAGGAAACCAUCAUGUAGACUCAGGCUCAACCAAUCACAGUAGCAAUGUGGACAACUCUCCCAUGUCACAGACUGACUCUGAUCCUACCACAGGUAACAAGCACUUCAUAUGUGACACCUGUGGGAAAGAAUUUAAGCGCAAGUCCAUAUUCAACCAACAUUUUAGAAUCCACACAGGUGAGAAGCCGCAUCUUUGCAACACCUGUGGGAAAGGAUUCAGGAAUAUCUCACAUUUGACUGAUCAUUUAAGAAUCCACACAGGUGAGAGACCAUUUAUUUGCAAAACUUGUGGGAAAGAAUUUAAGCGCAAAUCCAUAUUGAACCAACAUUUUAGAAUCCACACAGGUGAGAAGCCAUAUUCUUGUGAAACAUGUGGGAAGAGUUUUGGUCGUAGUAGUACCUUAAUUAUCCAUAAGAGAAUCCACACAGGUGAGAAGCCGCAUCUUUGCAACACCUGUGGGAAAGGAUUCAAGCAGAGGUCAGAAUUGAUUAAUCAUUUAAGAAUCCACACAGGUGAAAGGCCAUUUUCUUGCAAAACUUGUGGGAAAAGUUUCACAUUCAGCAGCACUUUGUGGGUCCACAUGAAAAUCCACACAGGUGAGAAGCUGCAUCUUUGCAACACCUGUGGAAAAGGAUUCAGUCAGAGCUCACAUUUGGCUAGAACUGCUCAUUUAAGAAUCCACACAGGUGAAAGGCCGUUUCCUUGCAGCAUUUGUGGGAAACGUUUCACAUUCAGCAGCACAUUGUGGGUCCACAUGAAAAUCCACACAGGUAUGAAGCCGCAUGUUUGCAACAUCUGUAGGAAAGGAUUCAGAUGGAGGUCAACCUUGUCUGCCCAUUUAAGAACCCACACAGGUGAAAGGCUGUUUCCUUGCAGCACUUGUGGAAAAAGUUUCACACAGAGCGGGGCCUUGCGGGUCCACAUGAAGGUCCACACAGGUGAGAAAGGCAAAGGUUUCACACAGAAGGGGACCUUGCAGGUCCACAAGAAGGUCCACACAGAUGAGAAGCCAUAUGCUUGCAAAACCUGUGGGAAAGGAUUCAGAAAGAGGUCAGAAUUGACUGCUCAUUUAAGAACCCACAACGGUGAAAAGCCGUUUCCUUGCAACACUUGUGGAAAAAGUUUCACACGGAAGUGGAACUUGCAGGUCCACAAGAAGGUCCACAAGAAGGUCCACACCGGGGAGAAGUAGGGUAGCAACAGUGUGAGAUUUUCCCAGUAUUCAAAUCCUUUAUUUAAAGCUACUGAAUGCAACUUGUUCAAAACUUUUUUCUGUUAAAAUCUGUUCUAAAAGUUGAUAUGGAGAGGUGCUGUCGAAGCCUGUUUACACACUACUUUUAAGGUAGUCUAGUGCUAAAGUUUUUGUUCAAAAAACCUUUUGUUUACAUCCAUGUUUGCUACUUUUUUUCUGGUGCUUUGCUGUGUUUCUUAGAACAUUAUCACUAAUCACUGAUUAGUGGAUGUUGAUUAACUUGAUUAACGUUAUUACCCCAGAGGGAAACUGAUUUGCAUUGUAGAUAUAA
Molecule: messenger RNA, 1594 nt
Organism: Monopterus albus (swamp eel)
Lineage: Eukaryota; Metazoa; Chordata; Actinopteri; Synbranchiformes; Synbranchidae
Product: gastrula zinc finger protein XlCGF26.1-like
Biological process (GO): regulation of transcription by RNA polymerase II
Cellular component (GO): nucleus
Molecular function (GO): RNA polymerase II transcription regulatory region sequence-specific DNA binding; DNA-binding transcription factor activity, RNA polymerase II-specific
Source: RefSeq, a predicted model, not a curated record